AGCAGCGGCAGCAGCAGCGGCGGCAGCAGCAGCGGCGGCAGCGUUGAAGCGCGGGCGCGGCUGAGAUGGCGGAGCGCGAGCAGCUGGUGCAGAGGGCGCGCCUGGCCGAGCAGGCGGAGCGCUACGACGACAUGGCGGCGGCCAUGAAGGCGGUGACCGAGCUGACGGAGCCGCUGUCCAACGAGGAGCGGAACCUGCUGUCGGUGGCCUACAAGAACGUGGUGGGGGCGCGCCGCUCGGCCUGGCGCGUCAUCAGCAGCAUCGAGCAGAAGACGGCGACGGACGGCAACGAGAAGCGCCUGGGGCUGGUGCGCAGCUACCGCGAGAAGAUCGAGCAGGAGCUCGAGGCGGUGUGCGGCGACGUCCUCAACCUGCUCGACAACCACCUCAUCCCGCGCUGCGACCACCCGCAGUACGAGAGCAAGGUGUUCUACCUCAAGAUGAAGGGCGACUACUUUCGCUACCUCGCCGAGGUGGCCACCGGGGAGAAGCGCGACCACGUGGUGUCCAACUCGGAGAAGGCGUACAAGGAGGCGUACGAGGUGAGCAAGGAGCAGAUGAUGCCCACGCACCCCAUCCGCCUGGGCCUGGCGCUCAAUUUCUCCGUCUUCUACUACGAGAUCCAGAACGCGCCGGAGCAGGCGUGCCAGUUGGCCAAGACUGCCUUCGACGAGGCCAUCGCCGAGUUGGACUCCCUGAACGAGGACUCGUACAAAGACUCGACGCUAAUCAUGCAGCUCCUCCGAGACAACCUCACACUGUGGACCUCCGACCAGCAGGACGACGAGGCUGGAGAAGGAAACUAGGAGGCGAAGGUGGCGGCAAUGGCGACUGGCGCGGGGAGAGAGGUGUAUGGCACGGCCUGAAAGGGAGCGAAGAUCUCUCGAAGAAAACUAAAAAAAGAUACCGCAUGCCACAACCAGGGGGGGGGGGGGGGGGGGAUGAGUUCGAUUCUGCUUUGUUAGCAAAAUGUUGCGAGCCUCUUGUUUCCCGCUGCGCGUCGCGUCACGUGCGGCGAAUGUUUCUCGCGCGAGCCGCCCGCUCUGACGCGCGCGCGGCUCUCGUGUCGACCGCGCCUGGCGCGGGGCGCUCGGGAAGAGCUGGGGCCGAGUAUUUCGCUAACCAAAGAGGUGCUCAAAUGAAUUCCUUUGUAUUAUUAUGCGUGUCAUCCAUAUUACAUUGAACGUGAUGCUGAAUACGGUAGCGAGCUCCAUAGUAAUAGUACUUUAUUUUACUGAUCACUUUGCACCUCGGUAGCUUUUCACCGGCGAAUCAAUUUAGUUGAUUCUAUUUAUGUUACGUGUGCUCAGUCUCAUUUUGUGAUGCUCCAGAAGGACAAAUAUCAGUCGCAGUGUUAACAUUGAGAGUCCAACGACGGCAGCUGAACAAUAUUGAAGUAGCUGUCGGAAUGUUUCGCUUAAAAAUCUAUGCCAACAGAUACAUUGCAUUAGUUCUUGCUUCAGGGCCACUAGGGCCCUGUUAAAUUUGGAAAUCAAUAAAGUCGGCAGCAACUCUGCUGGGAAGUCUCGUGUGAUUCGUAUCAGAAUUUUGAGGCUGCAUCCACCGAUGUAGCAAUCGCGCUGAUGUUACACAAUCGACAGCAACCAGGUUUUGCUUUGCCCAUCUGAAGCUAUGCCACGUUUUGAGCCCAAUAACAGAGUUUUCUUAAAAACGAUUCACGGAUCAUUUGAUGUCUGGUUAAAAAAAAACCUGCCGAUGUUCCCUUUGGUCUGCAGUGGUGUUGUGUGUUUCAGCCAUUAUCAAUAUGUGAAUUUGCCAUAUAGUUGUGCCAUGGCGAUAACUCCGUACAUGGAUUGUAUUAACGGUUGCCAUGUACAUUCUCAUUAUUUUGAGAUCACCAUAUACAUAUCUCGCAAACAGGCUUGCGACACAUCGUUUUUAACUCUUGUGGUAGAGGAAAUGUACGGAUAAGAAUCUUUAGUUUAGAUCUGUCAGCGUAGAUACUUUAUUUCAAUCGUGGAUCAGAGUGUGCGUUCCCUCGUGUGUGGGGUGUGUGCGCAUACAUCCUAUAAAGUGUUGGCGAUUUAACAUGGGUAAGUUUAUUCCCUAUGGCUGUAUUGGCAGACCUCGCACCCCUUGUUGGAUAAGCACUAAAUUCCAUGUCAUGUGCCAUAGACGACAGUAUUACACACUGAGCCAGGCACCUCAGUCUCGUUUGGUGCCUCUUGUGAUUCCCAUGUGCUGCUUGCGUAUCGGCAUCCGCAGCACCAUCGGCUUUUUUUUUUAUUCUUCACUGAAGAGGUCGGAGUAUGUAAUCUCCAAACUUGCGAGUGCUACACCAAUGCCACACCCCCACCUUUCCCUACGAGUAGAAAAAACAGCUCUUCACUAGCUCAAAAUAUAAUUUGAUUUCUAACCCAAAUUAUACUUUUCAGAACCCGCUGGUCCAAAAACGUAGAAGACACGGGCCAUUUGCAUUAACGAUGUGCCCUAAGGCCCUGUUCUCACACCGUUCCAACUCCUGGGCAUAAUAGCGUGUUCAUUUUACUAUUUUGAUAGGGUGCAAUCAGCGACAGGUCCGUAAGCCAACUUUGACACGGGAGCACCAGGCUGGACAGUUAAAAAAAUAUUCUCGCCGUUUGGUUCACUGCAGACGCGCUUCUGCGGCCAUCUGGAACGCCCUUCCGAUAUUAGGAAGCCACUGGAGCUAUGCACUUGUAAAUCUAAUUUCUUUAGAACUUGUGUUUAGUUUGUUGCCCUUCCCGCAUACCUCCAUUUAGCAUGGUUGGCUACAUUUAGUGUGAAAGAAGUUAAGCAUUGAUACGAGUUUUGUUACCUAACACAAGUGGUAACCUGAAUGUUUUCUCAAUAGAGUUAGUUGCCCGAUUAGUGUGCUUGACCUUGCUCCCAAAAUAUGCUCAUCGUGCUGUGAAAGUGGCAGUGCGUUUUAAAUACAACUUGGCGGGGUUGGAUGUCACCAGGCUUUCGCGCAGUAAUCUUUUGUGGUCAACAGUGGCUUCGUACAAAUGGUUUGCAUUUAACGAACUGCCAAAUUACCACCGCCCCUCUCGCCACACGGUAGCCAAAUUGGGAUUGAUUGUAUUUUUAUGGGGGCACUGGACGCAUUUUCUCUCGUAAUAGACGGUCAUUUUCCAGUAUCUUCACAUUAAUUUACAGCUUGUUUUCAUGUUUUGUGUGGUAGGGUAUACUGUAGCUCCAACCGAUAUUUGUCAAGGUUAGUUUGACAUUGUAGAUCUGUAUUAAGCAAUAGAUCUGCCAACAGGUUAAAGUAAUGACGAAGAUCUAAACGCCUGUCGCCCAUUGAGCACUAAUUCAUCGGCGCCACAACACAGUCCACUCCUUUACAACUUUAGGUUAAACAUUGUACCACUGCGUUCGAGGCAGUUGCAGCCCCUGAGGUAGAAUCAUAAACAUCAUAACUCUCAUGCCUUCCAACAAGCAAGGCAUUGCAUGACACAGACCACCAUUCCAGAUGCCUCGACCAUCCCUCCAUCAGUUGGAAUUUGGUGGCCUUUUAUGGCAACACAGCAGUUUAAAGUUGGCUACCACAUAACUCAUAAGUGCUGUAGGAGCCAUUUGAUGCCCGCGCUGUGUACUGUCCGUGAAAAGCCUUUGUCAAAAGAUGUGUCCAUUGUAAGACCAGCGUUUGAAAAUGAAGCCGGAAGGGGACUCCGUAUCAAAAACGGGGCCGUGGAACAGCACCGGGAACCGUCGAUUAGCCGCCGCCCCUUUCCAGGGGAGGACAUUUGGAGCGUAUCUCUCCCUGCGCUUUUUCAACUUGCUGAACCAACUCGACUAGCCAGCCUCUGACCAGAUAACGGGCCAAGAGAUUCGGUUUAAUAUUGUCAUCCCGGUAUGCUGUGUUCCGUGCUCUCAGCUGGUGUUUACAAUUUGAUGGAGUUGGGCUCAAGCGGGAAUUAGUUUAGAAGAGCGUUCAGACCAGUGUCCGUACGUUUUACAUUUGUAUGUCAGCAAUCCCGUCCAGUGGAAACCUGUCCCGUUUUUGUUUGGCAGCAGUUCUGAUGAAGGCCAAACCCACCUAUAGAUGUUUGUGUUGUGCAGAGCAAAGCCUCUUUUUUAAAAUGCUCAUUAACAACAUGUAGUGUAUGUGUUUGGAGCACCAAAACACAAUGAGGUAAUCCAUCCGUCACCGUGGGGUUGUGUUUUUGUAUUACUCCGUUGUGUAGGGUGCCACACUAAGCGAGGUGCGGUGGUUUGUGCAUGUCUUGAAUGCAAAACUGGGGAUGCAAGGGUUGGUGGACCACACAUUUGUGAAACGCCAAACCUGCUGGGCUCUGAUGUGAUCAGGCAGUACAGCGAGUGGAUUGAAUCCAUCUGUACAGAGCACUGAAUGCGAUCCUUCAUGCGUUGUGUGGGUUUAUCUCCGGUGAUUAUGAUUUCCUUCGACGUGCCGCUCGUAGACUUGGCAAAACAUCCUAGUGCAGGAACUGCCUGCAACAGUCUUGGGACACAUUCUUUCCUGUCUACUUAAAUGGCAUUGUUAAUAUUACUAUGCUCGGUGACCGCGUUGGUGUUUGGGUCCGUUGCAUUGGGAGAAUGUUGUUUCGCGUGCGUCCGUGCGUGCGCCGAGAUUCAUUAGUCUCGCCACAAUCGUAGGAAGCAUGAGGACGCUGGUCAGCCGUUGCGUGCACAAAGCAAAGUCGGCCGCUGAGAGCGAGCGCGGAGUGAAUGCGGGACGUUGUUCUUAGUGAUGGACGGGGUGGAGGGUGGAAUGUUUGCCAGUUGCUUUUCUCAUUCGAGAACGAUCAAGGCGAAGAGGAAGGGGGGCGGGUGGUGGGGGACAAGUGUGGCCGCACAGCGAACCAUAGCGUGUGUUACUGUUUUUGCUGUUUGAAAAUUAUCUCUCCGAAGCUCAUCAAUAAUGCAAACGUGACUUGUAGACGUGAGGGCAGUUUGGCGCGACGUAUUAAUCGCACCGCAUUUACUGUUAAGCCUUGCCUUUCGCUAUCGUAAUUGUGGUUAAAAGUGUUAUAUAUUUUAUUUGUUUGUUAUUAAUGUGUGAAAUAUUAAGAAUUACUUUGCUAACGUUUAAAAUACAAUGCCUUUGUAUAAAAGCGCAUCGGUCCGUUUCACACACAGUUUUGCAACGUAGGCCUCCAGAAACUUAGUCAUUUACCCAACACGUUGGGUUAUACACCACGUCACGAUGCUACAGCGCUGCUUUGUGGCUGCUUUGUGGCAACUGCACCAUCGCGAAAGCUUCCGAGCAAUGCAAGACAGGAGGGUUUCAAGGUGGCACGCUUGUGGCAGUCAGAAUGACGGUAUUCUUAACUGAACAUUAUUACCAAAUACGAGUAUUCUCACGCUUGAAUUUGACCGGAGCAAUUCUCCCACGGAUAUCCACACAUCUGAAAUAUCCGAGCAACUUUUGAAGGUUCUUCUGCAGUGGUUGCCAGGUAGACAUCUCGGCAACUCCACGGUUGGGGUGUAGCACUGUGGAAUCCUCUGGUGAUCCCACGUUCGUAUUGAGUGGCUUAGACCAGGGGUGUCAAACACACAGCCCCACAAUCCCCUUCCUCCGGCCCACCACGUGUUCUCAUUUGUUACGCCUUAUAUAAUUUUAAUUAUAUUUUUUAAAAGCUCUUACCUAAAUUCAAACUGGAUUUAAAUCGGACAUUGAAAACGGGAGAUUUGGGCACGUGUCAUGCCAUAAAAAAAAAACUCUCUUUAGCCAUGCUUUUGGAUUUAGAAUUGCUAAAUUUACACCGUGGCGUUCAUUAUGCUUUUAAUUUUCAUAGGCCCAACUGUGUGACCGGCGGGAGAUGCAUUUGAGUCCAAAACCGACCUGCUGUCCGAUUGAUUUUGACAUCCCCUGGACUUAAGCCUUCAUUCACAAUGCAACGCUGGCCAAAUAUAAAUGUGACUCCCUAAGACGGUGGUGCCACCACGACGCUCACCAAAUAGGCCGAUGCGAGCAGCACGUCGGGACAGCCACAGCAGUUUGGAACAAAUUACUUAAGAGCCACCUGGACAAGCGGAAUUGGUAAUGCAGAUAUGCUCCGGGUGUUUGUUUUUAAGUGGAAUUCCGGAGGUUGUCACAUUGCCUCGCCGUCUCAAUUUCGGUUCUUUACAGACGAGCCGAUGAAUACAGUCGUUAAAAUUGAGCGAACGCGCUUCUGUAGUUUUUUUAGUUCCAAGUGUGAUUCGAACAAAUACGUGCGUACGUUUUUCAGUGUGCAUCGUAAAACUUCCUCGUGGCCGCGUGGAAAACGCUCGCGUCGUUUGAGCAAAAGAAAAGAAACCUGGUUGCUCCGUUGUGUGCGGGGUUCAAGUAGGUUGUUUUUGGAUUAUUUCAUCCCAGCAGGGUAUUGUGCUCAUCGGUAGCAGUGAAUCUUAAGGUGUGUGCGCGCGAGCCUGUGUCAUGUCUGUUCUUUGAAAAGCCUCUGCCAUGAGGAUUGGAGCGCAUAAAAACGAGGUUAUUAUUCAUUGCUGACAGGUUCGGAUGAAUUUGGCGGUUGACGGGGCGUUAAAAGAAGAGGAGGAGGAGAUGCAAUUUUGCCCUCCCAUAGCUUGUCAGUACAGGGUAAAUCGUACAAUUGUAUCUUGCCUUUCAACUUUCCUCUUUGGAAUGUCUUGAAAAUGAUUAGGUUUACACUUAACUGGAAAAUUCAACGAAAGCUAAAGUACCUUGAGUAACCACUUAUAUCUCUAAAAAAAAAAUAACAAUCAUUGAAUUUUCAAUAUACUCUAAAAGAAAAUUGUGUUUCUUUCUGGCGUAUAUCUCGGAGGGCACACAACCAGUCGUGUUGCUGGAGGUCUGUUGCAAAUUGAAGAGAGUCCAGUCUGCUUCCACGAGUGCUCGCGUACAGCGGGGUGGUGUUAGCGGCGCGUCCUCCCCGUAGCCAUGUGAACCGUGCACGUAACGAUCUCUGCGUCUUAAGUCUCGUGUGUCUGUUGUACGUCGUAGGGUACGACCACUUGAGGCCGCUACAUUCACAACAAUGUUUAAAAAAGAAACAAUUGCAUCUGGUGCGGUGGUGGGGGUACUGAUGUACCCAUCGCAGCACGUGGAUCACUUUACAUGUCGCAAAGGUAGUCUGACCUUUGGUCAGUCGGUAUACCAAGGAGGUUCGUAUGCACGACGUUUCCACCGUUAUUUACACUUGGCAGGUUAUAAUGAGAAAAGGUGCACUCUUUACACAGACGGGCACGUGACUGAACAAACCUCAGGAACAAAUCUACUUGAAGGUGUUGACGUCAUUUCCUGCCCGCGAGUUAUAAGGUGACGCUUUUGAGGCCAGGCAGGUGGCAGUUUUCAACUUCUCACGUUGUUGGCACGUUUUUGGAGGGCCCUGUUUACCGCGAGCUUCACAGGCUCGGUUAAAUCGGCGCUAGACGGACGGGGUAUGAAUCCAGGGUUUGGGUCUCGGGACUGUUAACGUUUUAUUUGUGAGCGGUAAAUGGCCAUUUUUUGUUAUGUUGCGUGUUUGAAAGAUCUUGCUUACGCUUAACCAAUUUUCAUUGUCAUCACGUACGUGUGGCGGGAUUGCAUUUUCUGGAGAAACAAUUUUCUCGUGCAACGAUUAACGUCGAUUGAAACCUCUGCUCGUAAAGAGCUCCACAGAGUUGCUUGAUCUGUGACUACACCAUCCGGAUAAACACUUUGUAAGUUGUGUAGCCUCAUCGAUACUUGCGGAUAGAUCCCAGCUAACGGUCACAAAACAGCAGACAUGCCUCGAUUCCUCCCAGUUCUAACACCGCGGGACCUCUCCCUGCUGGACAUCUGUGAAAAAGAGCUUCAUAGCUCAUCGGAUUCCUCCAGGAAAGUACAGAUUCUGAUCAUCGUCGUUAACCUUGUUCAGCCGCGUUGCUGAACGUUGAUGCAUUUGGCCUCUUCGUUCCCAGCCUCUCAACUUUGGACCUUCUCAGGUCUGUAUUUGUCAACCUGAUCCAAAUUGAGAACUCUUGGCCAGCUCUCAACUCGUCUGUACUUCGAGCUACUCUUGCGAAGUAAACCUAGGGACGUCGCUUUAUAAACUACAAUUUAAAAAUAAAAAUCAACGUUUGUCAACAUAAAAUGUUGAAACCUGCUAGGUCACCAGAUGAAUGAUGAUCUCUUUCCCUUAUUGACAAUCUUGAUUUUAAUCAAUAGGUGCGUGUGCCCUUCAGGCAUCAUUCACGUGCAAGUGAUUCGGGUUUUUUUGUUUGCAUGGUAAAAGUUAUUGUUUUCUGGAACGGGUGAUUUGUGUGUGUUAUCUCUUUUCCUUCCUCUGUGGCGUUGCGCACAUUUGCUUGGGAGCUUUUAGCGAGCAGCUUGAUUCAAGACGGUUUAUAGUUAAUUUUUGGCAAAUACAAUGAAGCCGAAUUAUCUUUACAUUUGGGUUGUGCUGUGUAUACGUUUGACCCACGUAAUUUGCGCAGAUGAAAUGAAUUCACGACAGGGAUUAACUGUUGGAAUUGCUUUUUCUGUCACUGUUAGUGACGACGAUAGCGCGUGGAAAUUAACCGGUGUAAAAUGAAUGCAUUUGAAGUGCAUGGAACUGAAGAAAACUGAGCGGUGAACCGAGUGGAUGUUAGCCACUCGUCUCAUUUGUGAUUAAUUUUUUUGCCAAAUCGCACGAUUUUUUUUAAUGAUGCUUUGUCUUUUAAUAGACUUUUCGGAAUCCAUGGAAUGUGACCGUAAUCUCUGUCAUGCAUGCAUGCCGUAGGAGUGACUGAACGUACAGAAAAACGGUUAGCAGCUCUAAUCUUCAGUAGCCCUAGUUUGAUAAUUGCUGCUGUUUAGCAACUCUACUACACGUCGGUGUUGUAGUAGUACGUGUUUUUGCGAGAGUGUGGUAAUAGGUAUUUUAAGUAAUUUAUUAUUUUAACCUGUAUUUUAAACCGUCACAAUUACGUUUUGUGUGUGUAUCAUUUUUAUUUUUUACAUGCCAAUGUUAGACUUUUCUGUUUGAAUCUAUUAAUAGUAACAUAUACUAGUAAAUGAGUAUUAUAUCAAGCAUGUUGAAGUAAAGUGUUCAUUCAGGACUAUAUAUAACUGUGGACACCUAAUGUCUUUCAAGCUGAAUUAAAUGUUUAUCUUAAUAAAUGCUUGCGUGUACCCUCA
Molecule: messenger RNA, 9049 nt
Organism: Petromyzon marinus (sea lamprey)
Lineage: Eukaryota; Metazoa; Chordata; Hyperoartia; Petromyzontiformes; Petromyzontidae
Source: RefSeq, a predicted model, not a curated record